CUUCGAUUUGCAUGUCGAUAUCAGUGCAAAUUCGGCUAUCGCAACUCGUGUACCCAACGCAGCGCAACCUUACGCAUCUUCAGUUACGGUUACAGUUAUAAGAAGAACUCAUCACCAAAGUUUAACAAUAUGAAGGUCCUCGUGAUCCUGUGCGCCCUCGUGGCAGUCGCCUCCGCCGGUUAUAUACGCAGCGGUUGGGGCGGUGGUUCCGGCGGCUGGGGUGGCUACGGUGGUGGUGGCUACGGCGGUUAUGGCGGUUAUAGCGGCGGCGGCUAUUCUGGCGGUUAUUCAUCACCGAGAGUGAUCAAAGUGAUUACAGUGGGCAGCAGCGGCGGUGGUUAUGGUGGUUAUGGUGGAUAUGGUGGAUACGGUGGUGGUGGUUAUGGCGUACACGGCAGUGGCGGCUGGGGUGGCGGUUGGAAGAGCGGUUAUGGUGGUGGCAGCGGUUGGUGGUAAAAUGCAUAUGUCGACCUGGCAACCCUGUCGUAUUGGAUCUUUUCGAAUUUCGUGUGUUGUGAUUUUGUUUUUGUAUAUAAAUCUGUAUGCAUAUAUGUACCUUUCUGCGGAAUAAAGUAAAUUUAUUUUAUGUGAAACGAAAAAAAAAAA
This is a messenger RNA of Bactrocera dorsalis (oriental fruit fly), 606 nucleotides long. RefSeq lists its product as uncharacterized. Bases 130 to 456 code for a protein of 108 amino acids. The record is from RefSeq and is a predicted model, not a curated record. The transcript has a single exon. NCBI's taxonomy places the organism in Eukaryota, Metazoa, Arthropoda, Insecta, Diptera, Tephritidae.